AUGUCGCAAAUUCCAUCCGAUAGCUCAGGUAAUAGCGAUGCCCUGGAACUUGAAGCAGCGGGGUAUCAGCAGGCUAUGCCGCGUCGCUUUUCUCUAUGGUCAUUAGGUGCACUAUCUUUCACUCUGACUUGUACGUGGUUGGGGACAGGAUCUUCGAUCGGUAUCAGCUUGACAGAAGCCUCAUCGGCUGGGACUCUGUGGUCUCUUCCCAUUGCGGGAGUCAUGACGACCAUCGUCUCAUUGGGCAUGGCGGAACUUGCGUCUGCAUAUCCAGUCGCUGGUGCACAGUAUUAUUGGUCGUUUAUGGUAGCCAGAGAUGACUAUAAGCCCUUUGCAUCUUACCUGAACGGUUGGAUGAGCGUCAUCGGCUGGUGGCUUGCGUCAAGCUCAGUAUCCAACUUUGUCUCAUCCAUGAUCCUCGAUAUCAUCGGGGCCUGGCAUCCUGACUGGGAUCAGAAGCGUUGGCAUCAAUAUUUGAUCUAUGUCGCUCUUAUUUGGAUAGCCACUUCUGCUAACAUCUUCAUGUCACGAUGGAUCCCUCUUUUCAACAAGAUAGUGUUUGUACUAUCUGUUUUGACCCUCAGCGCCACAACCAUCACUCUAUUCGUGGUGACCAAGAACCAUGCUUCGUCAGAUUUUAUUUUCACAGACACAACCAACAGAACCGGCUGGUCGAGUGAUGGGUUCGCUUUUAUGCUGGCGGUUGGCAAUGCAGUCUACGCCUUUCUGGGUAGUGACUGUGCCGCUCAUCUCUGCGAGGAGAUCCCCAACCCAGCCAGGAAUGUACCAAAGGUCAUGAUUUACCCUUUAUUGAUGGGUCUUUUUACUGCAUUUCCUUUUGCAGCUUCUCUUAUGUAUGCGAUAUCAGAUAUUGAGGCUGUUCUUAACACGACAACUGGAUUGCCCUUGUUUGAGAUUUACUUCCAAGGAACUGGAUCUCGGUCUGGGGCGACGGUGUUGAUGACGUUAUUUGCAUUCUGCUUUUUUGCAAAUCUUGUCGCCAAUGCGACAACUUCAUCACGAACGCUCUGGGCCGUGUCCCGUGAUGGCGCGUUGCCAUACUCACAUUUUUGGGAACGUAUUCAUCCCAUCUUCGAAGUACCCGUCAACGCGUUAUUACUUUCGGCAACGUUCAUAACUCUCUAUGGCCUGAUUUUCCUUGGUUCAUCUACUGCCUUUUCCGCCAUGGUCAGCGCAGCCAUCAUCUUUCUACAGACAUCAUGCAUCAUUCCUCAAGCCGUUCUUCUCUACAGAGGGCGAGAGCGUGUUUUACCGCUACGUUAUUUUAACCUGGGCAAGUAUGGCGCUUUGAUCAAUGGCAUCUCUGUGCUUUGGGUUGUUUUCCUUGACAUUCUGUACUGCUUUCCCACGACAAUGCCAGUUACGGCAGAAAACAUGAGCUAUGUUUCUGUUGUGUUUGUUGGAUUGGUAGGGUUUGUCAUUGUUCUCUGGUUUACUACCAAGAAAGAUACGUUUACGGGGCCGAGAAUUGACAUUGAUAUGUUGAAUGCUCGACGGGUGGCGGCUGUUGGACCUUUGGAGGGAACGCGCCCUGCGGAGUAUCACCCAUUGACGAAUUCGGAGGCAAUUAAGUCAGACUGA
This is a messenger RNA of Fusarium poae, 1602 nucleotides long. RefSeq lists its product as uncharacterized. Lineage: Eukaryota; Fungi; Ascomycota; Sordariomycetes; Hypocreales; Nectriaceae. Gene Ontology annotation, biological process: transmembrane transport. The coding region runs from base 1 to 1602 and encodes 533 amino acids. The transcript has 4 exons. Gene Ontology annotation, molecular function: transmembrane transporter activity. The record is from RefSeq and is a predicted model, not a curated record. Gene Ontology annotation, cellular component: membrane.